CAAGGCUCCGGUCAUGGCGGACCAAGAGGAGACUUUUGGCCUUCCAAACUCCCCCGGUGGCUCAGAUUCGAGAGAAGUACCGAGCGAGAAUAAAUCAGAGAAGCAGAACGGGACAUCGAGCAAAUCUCCAUCAUCGCAGACGACUUACAUCCAGCAGGGAAUGGAGGGAAUUAAAGUCUACCUGCAUGAGAGGGAGCUCUGGAUGAAGUUUCACGAGGUGGGAACGGAGAUGAUCAUCACUAAAGCUGGGAGGCGAAUGUUCCCCAGCUUUAAAGUAAAGGUCACAGGAUUAAACCCCAAAACUAAAUAUAUCCUCCUGAUGGAUGUUGUCCCUGCGGAUGACCAUCGGUACAAAUUCGCCGAUAAUAAAUGGUCUGUGACCGGGAAGGCUGAGCCCGCCAUGCCCGGCAGGCUCUACGUGCACCCGGACUCUCCCGCCACGGGCGCGCACUGGAUGAGGCAGCUCGUGAGCUUCCAGAAACUUAAACUGACCAACAACCACCUGGACCCGUUCGGACACAUCAUCCUAAACUCGAUGCACAAGUACCAACCGAGGAUCCACAUCGUGAAGGCAGAUGAAAAUAACGGCUUCGGCUCCAAAAACACGGCCUUCUGCACUCACGUGUUCCCGGAGACAGCCUUCAUUGCAGUCACGUCCUACCAGAACCACAAGAUAACCCAACUGAAGAUUGAGAACAACCCGUUUGCAAAAGGCUUUCGAGGAAGUGAUGACAUGGAGUUGCACCGGAUGUCCAGGAUGCAGAGCACCAAGGAGUAUCCAGUGGUGCCUCGCAGUACAGUGCGUCAAAGGGUGGGCUCCAGCCAGAGCCCCUUCAGCGGGGACGUGCAGGGCAUGGCCACCCCGAGCACCCUGAGCUCCCAGUACUCCCAGUGUGAGAACGGGGUCACCAGCACCUCGCAGGACAUGCUGCCUCAGUCAGGCUCCUACCCUCUGCCACACGAGCACAGCCAGGAGUAUCACUGCAUCAAGAGGAAAGUGGAGGACGACUGUCACUCAGGUGAGCACAGCUAUAAGAAGUCCUACCUGGAGAGUUCGUCCAGUGAGGAGGACCAUUACUACCGUCCUGUCGGCUACGCCCAGAGCCUUGGCCUUUCUGGUGGGCCGUACCGCAGUGAAUCCAGCCAGCGGCAGGCCUGCAUGUAUGCCAGUGCUUCACAGGGCGCAGAGCCUGUCCCGAGUUUGGAGGACAUCAGCUGCAACACGUGGGCCAGCGUCUCUCCUUACGGGAGCUGCUCCGUCACCACCAUGCAGCCUAUGGAGCGGCUGCCUUACCAGCACUUCUCGGCUCACUUCACCUCAGGGUCUCUGGUGUCCAGACUCGGCGGGGUUGGGGGCCAUGCAUCUCCACAGCUGGGCGAUGGUCAUCAUAUGUACCAGAGCUCCAUGACCCAUCAGACUCUGGGCCGCCAGUGCAGUCCUGGGGCGGGGAUCCAGUCGCCCACAGCCGGCCUACAGGGAAACGAGUACCUCUAUACACAUGGCAUACCACGUACACUAUCGCCACAUCAGUACCACACUGUACAUAGUGUCAGCAUCAUGCCUGAGUGGAACGAGAACAGCUAAAACCGCCUUUUCUUCACUCAAUAGAUAGAAAUAUUAAAAGGAAAAACAUCAAAGACUAAAAGAAGGCAGUCUGUAGAGGAAACUAUAUUUAUAUUUUUAGAGGAUGUGUCUCUGGUCAUCUUAAUAAGAUCAGUGUAACUUCACUGACAGCAGUGGAUAUUUGUAAGACUGUCGAAGAAAACAAGCAUCUUAUCACUUAAUCUGUUGUGACAGCAUCUGCACUUAUAUGCAAAAAAGCAUUAGCAUGAUCAAAACGGAGCUGGACCAGAAGAUUCAAAGACUGCUCAAGUGCAGAGGAACUAAAGACACUGAAAGAAGAAAAUAAAGCUUCACGUGCUUCGCCAUUGGUCCUCAUGUUGAUGGUGUCGUUGUGCGUUAGUGUUUUUUGGAUGUCAAUGUUUCAGAGACAAGUGGAAUCUCUUGUUUUGUGUUCGUGUCCCACAUUUGCAUUACAAAAAAGUUUGCUUUGUGCGGCAUUAUCUUAAGUUCUCAUUUUCUUGUUUUUAUAGCAAACAACUUAAGAAAAAAAUACCAGGCAGGUUUUGUUUUGGCUCUGUGGUACAUUUUCUUGCUCUUAAAUCUUUAAGAAGUGUUCCCCCCCUGCCCUACCCCAUUUUUGACAGGUACCUCAACAUUCACAAGUACAAAAGCACUUCAAGAAAUAGCACAUUUGUGUUAAAAGAGACAUUUCAGACAGA
Molecule: messenger RNA, 2283 nt
Organism: Cheilinus undulatus (humphead wrasse)
Lineage: Eukaryota; Metazoa; Chordata; Actinopteri; Labriformes; Labridae
Gene: tbx5a
Product: T-box transcription factor 5a
Exons: 8
Coding region: 14-1585 (523 amino acids)
Biological process (GO): positive regulation of DNA-templated transcription; regulation of transcription by RNA polymerase II; pattern specification process
Cellular component (GO): nucleus
Molecular function (GO): DNA-binding transcription factor activity, RNA polymerase II-specific; RNA polymerase II cis-regulatory region sequence-specific DNA binding
Source: RefSeq, a predicted model, not a curated record